Anopheles stephensi (Asian malaria mosquito) is the source of this 1871-nucleotide messenger RNA. RefSeq lists its product as uncharacterized. The transcript has 4 exons. NCBI's taxonomy places the organism in Eukaryota, Metazoa, Arthropoda, Insecta, Diptera, Culicidae. The coding region runs from base 1 to 774 and encodes 257 amino acids. The record is from RefSeq and is a predicted model, not a curated record.
AUGUCCGUAGCGAGUAUCUCGGGGAGCUCUACGGGUGGGGGGGGGGGACAAAGCAACACGACAGACAUUAGUCGCUUAGAACCUAGCCGGGUUCGGCGAGCAAAAAGCGAACCCCGAACCAGACGUUCCGGCCAGCAAUUCUCGAGCAUUCUCUCAAGGGAAACGGGGCGUAACGCUGAUGUUUCGGUUCGGACUGGAUGUAUAACGGGCAAAUUAGCUUGCAGAAGACAGUUCGCUGCGGUUUUGUACCUGUCAGUCAGUGUUUGUCAACAAAGGCGAGUUGAAGUUGGUGCGGUCGUGCCGAGAUGUGUGGCGAUUCUGGACGAAUGUCCUCGAGUAAAAUUAUGGGUUAGUGUUGGGCAAGGCACCUUGGCAGUCUGGUGUUUCAACUUCACGGUCCCAUUCUGGGACACCUCCGGACAAAGACGGAUAAUUUGCUGCCAACGGUUGUCCAGGCUGCGGAACGGUGGAAUAAAUUUGCAGCGAUUUGCAGAUAAACAUGCCCGGGCCGUCCGUCAUCAUCGGAUGAUAAUCGCCCGGCACGAAUCCGGCACCGACGCACGGGCACUAGCGACCUGGAUCUUCCGAGGAAGAAAACGCCAGGACGAGGAUAUGUAUAAUAAUCGUUUCGUAGGCGAUCACUGCGUGGGAACGUGGCGCGUUUUGCGUUCGACCGAUCCCCGAGGGAAUAUUUAUAAACCGGGGAAGGACCGGAGAGACAAAAAACGCCAUCCCAAACUCCGGUUGGUGAGCAUGACGACGGUACAGGAGUAGGUGUGCUUUGGAGCUAUCAUGUCGAUGCUGGUGCAACGCCAAAAGCAACGACUCGUCACAGAUCAGGUCCUGCGGGGCGAUGGAUUUGUUAUGCUCCAAAAACAGCCGUUGGCCAUUGGAAAGGCCAACCGAUUCGGGGCUCCCGCAACAUUCUGACCUAGCAGCGGUCAGAGCGGGAUGCCAGAUGUGACCAACAAUCCGCUGUACCGUGUGCACCAGGAGGAAGGUUUAGGUUUUCGGAACAGUGGUUGCAUAUUUUUAAUUCUGUCUCGCUGGAGGCUGCUGGGAGUUUAUGGGAUUAAUCACAAGUUUGGUGCUUGCAAGCAUAAUUUAUUGUUUCAUACAAAUGCUAUAAAAACGGAUUAACAGAAAAAAUUGUGCACCAUACAAAUGUUGAAACGAUUGCCUCGAGCGAGAGCGGUUGCAUAUGCUGAUUUAAAAAUUAUUCCACUAUUUUUUGCCAUGGGUUUGUUGUUUCGUUGGGAAACAAUGUUUUGAAGGCUGGCAAUUGGUUGGACAUGUGCUCUUUUGGAUGUUGUGUACCAUGUUAAUGCAUCAGCAUUGUAUUAUUUGAUUUAAAUUUUAUUAACACUCAAUAAUACCGUAGGGAUUGUAGCACCUUAUCUUGUAUUUAAAAAUUUUCAUACAAAACUUUAAUAAACUUAUCUUAUUAUCUUUGAUGCAAUAUCAGAAGAUCUUGGCCUGGAAGGUUUGGAGUUAGUUUGAUGUCUUAAUUUAACCCUAGCUUCUCUUCUUCUUCUUUGGCCUUAAGACCUCUUAGGUUAUGCCUGGCAUUUGUGGCUUACAAGACUUAAAGAUACCGGGGGAACGGUCCGGAUGGGAUUUUAACCCCGGUCCUGUCGCGUGAAGACCAGCGUUGUUGUCGCCACUAACACCCUAACCCUAGCUAGUCAGUCCUAUUAGUCUUGUUUCGUGAAGGACGAUCCGGAUAGCAUUUAACUCCUCCUUAGCACCUUUGCGAGCCUUUAUCACACAAAUCUGAAUCAGAGCAGGACCAUAGUCGGUAGAAACAUAUUCUGAUUGUGACGUGUCCUCUCAAAGGAUAAUAAUUUUCAUAAAGCCUAAGAAAUUGUAAA